Molecule: messenger RNA, 1338 nt
Organism: Phaeoacremonium minimum UCRPA7
Lineage: Eukaryota; Fungi; Ascomycota; Sordariomycetes; Togniniales; Togniniaceae
Product: putative arylsulfatase protein
Exons: 3
Coding region: 1-1338 (445 amino acids)
Molecular function (GO): arylsulfatase activity
Source: RefSeq, a predicted model, not a curated record
AUGUUGUUCUCGGGGAGCGAUAAUCACAUUGCAGGCCUCGGCCAGAUGGCAGAACAUAUGGGAAAUCGAGAGCUAUUCAAGGACAAGCCAGGCUACGAGGGUUAUUUGAACUUUCGUGUUGCAGCAUUAUCUGAGAUUUUGCAGGAUGCUGGUUAUUUUACCUUGAUAUCCGGAAAAUGGCACUUGGGUGCAGCAAAAGAGCACGCGCCUUGUUCAAGAGGCUUUGAUAAAGGCUUCGUAUACCUACCCGGCAGCGGCAACCACUAUAAUUACGAACCUCAAUUCAAAGAGGGCCAGCCGAGACCGUCUUUGGCUGUCGCAGACCCCAAGACAUUUUGGAUGAGGGACGGAGUGUAUCUCGACCGCCGUACAGAGCUACCUACCGAUUUCUACUCGACAAAAACCUUCACCGAUGAACUUCUUUCAUAUCUUAGUAAUCGCACCUCCGAAGAGAAGGACAAGCCGUUCUUCUCGUACCUAGCAUAUACAGCGCCUCACUGGCCUCUACAAGCGCCGAAGGAAGUGAUAGAAAAGUAUAAAGGGGUUUAUGACGAGGGACCGGCAGCCUUGAGACUCAAGCGACUUGCUAGGCUUAUUGAGCUUGGUCUUGUACCGAAAGAUGUCGAGCCGGCGCCAAUGGUCGGUCUUCUUGACCCUGAGUGGAAAACCUUGACUCCAGAAGAGCGAGCUCUGUCAGCACGAAAGAUGGAAACAUUUGCGGCUAUGGUUGAUGUUGUCGAUCAAAAUAUCCAGCGAGUCUUGGACUACCUUGAGUCAUCGGGCGAGCUAGAUAAUACCUUCAUUCUGUUCAUGUCCGACAAUGGUGCUGAGGGCACGUUGCUCGAGGCUUUACCAAUGCUCGGAGGGGUCACUAGUCUUGGUGCCCUAAUCGAGACACACUACAAUAAUGAGCUAGGAAACAUUGGUAACAAGGAUUCUUUCACGUGGUAUGGCGGAUCAUGGGCUUGCGCCUCGAUGGCACCGUCGCGAGGCUUCAAGACAUGGAUAACCGAGGGCGGUAUUCGUUGCCCUUGUCUGGUUCGUUACCCACGUAUUGUACAUGAUGAGAAUACCGCGGUCACAGGCUGGGAGCUGUUUGGCCUGCGAGCUAUCCGAGAAGGAAAAUGGAAAGCUAUCUAUAUGGCAUCACCUCGGGGUAACGAGCAGUGGGAGUUGUACGAUAUGGAGGCAGAUCCAGGCGAGAUUCACGACAAGGCACUAGAGGAGCCCGACGUCUUGAAAAGACUAGUGCAGCACUGGAACGUGUACUAUAAUGAAGUAGGCAUGUUUGACCCUGAUGUGACUUAUCACGUCGUCAAGGAUAAGCGGAUUACUUGA